GCCAUGACGUGGGGCCAGGCCGGCUCCUGCUCUACCCCCUCCGUGGGCAUUUGCAGCCCCUCCACAGCUUACAGCCAGAGCCUGGUCCCAGAGCAGGCUCACCGCUGGCUCCCAAAGGCCAGGGCACCCCAGAGGGCAUCAUGCCUCGCUGCCAGCAGCCAGCGCCAGAGUGCCAGCCGGAGAGAGAAGCACCGCAUGCGGCGCCUGGCCCAGGCCCUGCACACCCUGCGCCUCUACCUGCCCACCUCGGUGGCACCCACUGGGCAGAGCCUGACCAAGAUUGAGACGCUCCGCCUUGCCAUCCGCUACAUCACCCAACUCUCUGAGCAGCUAGGCCUCAGUGAGGAGGCACUGGCCCAGAGGAGGGCAGUGCUGGCACGACCUCACUGCCCCCUGUGCUUCUCAGGGCUUGGCUGCUGCCAGGCAAGGAGGUCAGACCAGCACACCACAGAGUCCCCGGCCCAGGACCAACCAGCCCCUGAGACUUGGAUGGCCUCCCCACCCUGCCUGAUCGGAAUGGGUCAUGGGGUGCAGGUCCCAGACUCUAGAACCUGGCCACUGCCCCCUUGUGGCCUCCAAGAUGAGACUCCUGCUGCCGUUGCAGAAACCUGGGUACCUCCAGCACCCUCUCUUCAGAUCCAGGCCUUUCCUGAGCUGCAGAGGACUCCUUGCCCUCCCUCAUCUUGCAUGAGGAUGCCCAUGGGCAAACCAGGCAGAGUCAGGCCUGGAGAGCAAACAGCAGCAGAUGCCCCUGUUGUCACCUGGGAAGGGCCAGCCUGGGACCUUGAAGAGCCACCUGUCUGCAAGGACGGCACCUACAGAGCUACUUGGGACCUCCCCACCCAGAACCCUUCCUGUGGUUUCCUGUGGAACAGCCAGACCUUAAGAGGGUGAGCCUGCUGGGUGAGAAGAAA
Lacerta agilis (Sand lizard) is the source of this 914-nucleotide messenger RNA. Its product is annotated as mesoderm posterior protein 1-like. Gene Ontology annotation, cellular component: nucleus. The transcript has 2 exons. The coding region runs from base 4 to 894 and encodes 296 amino acids. The record is from RefSeq and is a predicted model, not a curated record. Gene Ontology annotation, biological process: somite rostral/caudal axis specification; mesoderm formation; heart morphogenesis. NCBI's taxonomy places the organism in Eukaryota, Metazoa, Chordata, Lepidosauria, Squamata, Lacertidae. Gene Ontology annotation, molecular function: RNA polymerase II cis-regulatory region sequence-specific DNA binding; DNA-binding transcription factor activity, RNA polymerase II-specific; protein dimerization activity.